Messenger RNA from Xenopus laevis (African clawed frog), 1935 nucleotides. RefSeq names its product major histocompatibility complex class I-related gene protein (gene mhc1-uda.L). The record is from RefSeq and is a predicted model, not a curated record. Gene Ontology annotation, biological process: immune response. The transcript is spliced from 6 exons. NCBI's taxonomy places the organism in Eukaryota, Metazoa, Chordata, Amphibia, Anura, Pipidae. Gene Ontology annotation, cellular component: plasma membrane; external side of plasma membrane. Bases 723 to 1721 code for a protein of 332 amino acids.
ACAGCACAUCACUACGGCCUUCCUAUAUUCUUGCCGUUUUUUCCUAUUAAUAACAUUGGCAUCAAGCAUCAUUUUUACCGACCAGGCCGGAGAAGCUAAGUUAGGUUUCCACAGUGAGACUAAAUGGCAGAGAAAUUCUCACACGUAACUACAGAUAUGUUAUGAAAAAGUCAGCGUCCCUCACGCCUCGACUUUCCCGCUCUUUAGCCUCGCACCUACACUAACCAACCAGACGUUAAAACGCUUAGGCUGAGGGCCUCACUGCUCAGCUCUGCCGUGGCCAAUCAGCGCCAGGGUUUGAUUAGCCCCGCCCCCACUGGAAUUCUCAGUCGAUAGGCAGAAAGUAAUCAGGCCUCAGCCAAUCACCGACGGGCAGACGUGAGUUUUUAAACGUGGGCGCGUUCUGUUUCUAGAAGCAAUUGCUGAUGUAACAUUCUCCCUUGCUGCUGUGGCUGCUGCCGGAGGAGCAAAUAUAAUGUCGCUGACACACUUAUACUUUCCACUGUUCCUGUCACUACUUUGACUUCCGGCUGGAAUGACUCGCGCUUCCUGAUCACAUGGGCCAGUGACGUCACGGGAGGCAUCUACGGGUCAGCGACAGGAGCUUUCGCGUGUGACGCCUAAAUCCAUUGUGCAAUACGAAUUCCGCCUAACAAUUGCCUCCUUCCUCUUCUCUGAUUGGCUAGCUUUUUUACCGGAACGUACCUUUGUGCGGGGGGAGCAUGUUUGGACUGAUCCUUCUCUGUGUGUGCCUGCUGGUGCCAAGUGUGUGCCCAGCCAGUCACACGCUGCAAUACGCUUUCACUCUGAUCUCUGAUUCGGCCCGUGCGUCCUACUUCAUCGUGGCGUUUGUGAAUGACGCGCAGAUAGGGAGGUACAGCAGCGACACGCAGCAGGUGGAGCCUCUACUGGACUGGAUGAAGAAGGGCAUCAAGCGGGAGCACUGGGAAACCAUGACUUCCUGGGGGAAACAUUACCAGAACUGUCACACCAAGGACAUGGGCUUCUUCAAGGAUCGAUUUAACCGCACAUACGGGGACAGAGGCCCUUUCAUUUACCAGGUGACGUUUGCGUGUGAGGUGGAGGAGGACGGCAGCGUCCGCGGCCACGAAGCCUUUGCCUAUAACGGGAACGAGUUCAUGUUCUUCGAUAAAGACAAGAUGCAGUUUGUGGCGGUGAGACGAGAGGCGGAGGUGGUAGCUCAGGUGUGGAACGGGCAGCAGUUCAGCGCCAUCAAGCACAAGAAGCACAUGGAGCAGGACUGCGUGGAGUGGAUGAAGCUCUAUCUGACCUACGGGAAAGGCCACCUGGAGAAGAAAGUUCGGCCCAAGGUGAAGGUUUUCCCUCUGGAGUCGGGCGACAGUGAGACAAAGCUUUGCUGCUGGGUGUUUGGCUUCUACCCCCGAGAUGUGGACGUGAGAUGGGUGAGGAACGGGACCCAGUUGGACUCUGAGGAGCAAAAGGAGAUUCUCCCCAACCCCGAUGGAACCUAUCAGGUCAGACUCACUGUCACCGCACAACCAGCAGAGCUCGACACUUAUUUCUGCCACGUGGAUCACAGCAGCGUCAAUGACACGCAGAUAUACAGCCUUCCGGAGCCCGGGAAAAGAAGCCACGCCCUCAUUGCCAUUAUCGCUUGUGUCGCGGUGACCGUUAUUAUCGCCGGGGUCAUCAUCGUACACAAAUGUCGCACGAAGGAAGAGAAUACGGAAGUAAAGUAAAAGCUUUAUGGGUUGUGCAAGUGCUCCGUCACUGCUGCUGCUGCAAAUUUCCCUACCAUAACGCUCACAAAAUGCCGAAAUCCCGGUUCCGGAUUCGGCCAGGAUUCUGCCUUUUUCAGCUGGAUUCAGAUCCUUCUGCCCGGCCAAACCGAAUCCGAAUUUGCCCAUAUUAAUUAUGGACCAGGAGGGAAAUCACGUGACUUUUUGUCACAAA